AUGCAGACAUGGGUGGCAGUGUCCACGAGCGCCCGGACAGCCUGCCCACCGCUCUACGUGACGUGGCAGCGGUUUGCAGAAGGCAGGUCGCUGCCAGCAGCCCUCGAGGCCGUGGCCGCGAAGUUGAAAGCAGUAUACAGGUGCCAGCCAGGGCAGCUCUGGGUCUUCUUCAGCCUCCUCAUCCUCCUCUUGGUCAUGCUACAAGUCGUGGAGAAGCUGCAGCCUGCCAAAAACUGCCGGUGCGAGCUGGAGCAUGCCCUGCAGCAGACCACGGACCACGGGCAGAAGGGGCUCGGCUAUGCCCUCCAGACCCCCGACUCGCUGUGGGCGGACAAUUCCCCGCACUGGCAGAGGAAAGCCAUGCCAGACCCCACUUUGACUGAGAGCGCGCAGGACAUUUUUCAGAUGCAUCCGUACUUCAGCUGGGAGACCCCACUGGAAAGCAGCCCAAAGAGCCAAGAGGAGCACUGGAUGUGGCAGCCCGUGGAGAGCAGCAAGAAGGUGAAAGCCCACCUUUCAUCCACGAGGCUGAAAUCCCAGCCUCCUGGCCUGAGAAAAGCAACUGGAGAGGGUCCUUCUCCAAGUCUUCCUGGGAGGAGCUCCACAGUUUCGGGAGAUGCUGACCCUGUCACCAGCAAGUUCAUCAUCUUAGCAAACAGGAUGACCGCAGAGGAGCACAGGAGAACGUCACCACCAGGAAUGACGCAGGUGGUGGUACAGAGCCAGUCUCAGCCUCAAGCCGUGGGUUUCCCCCACCAUCAGCGGGGCAGCUCGCUUAAACACGCCGUGCCAAACUCAGCUCAGCCUCCACGGGCAGAGGACUCUUACAAGACAGGCCUGGAGAGGGGAUUUUUCCCAAGCUGGACAGAAGUCUCUAAGCUUAAGAAGGUGACACCUGGAGAAGGCCAGCAGAUCAGAGGGGUCUCCUCUCAACGGGAGACGUGUGAGCCGAAGACUGACGUCGUCUUCCUGAAAGUCCACAAGAGUGCCAGCAGCACCGUCAUAAACAUCCUCUUCCGCUUCGGCGAGACGCACAACCUCACCUUCGCCUUCCCCGUCGGGGGCGGCAACCAGCUCUUCUACCCGCACCACUUCUUGGCGAGGUCCGUGCAGGGCUUCUCCCCCAGCAGCCCUCGGCGGUUCAACAUCGUCUGCCACCACAUGCGAUUCCUGCAGCCGGAGGUGCAGAAAGUGGUGUCCAGCUCAGCCGUCUACUUCUCCAUCCUGAGGAACCCUGUGCAGCUCAUGGAGUCCUCCUUCAUGUACUACAAGGGCACAUCGGCUUUCUCGGGCGCUCACAGCCUGGAGGAGUUCCUCAGCCAGCCCUACCACUACUACAAGCCCACAAAGAGUGACAGCCACUACGCCAGGAACCUCAUGACGUUCGACUUUGGCUUCAACCCCGACGGAGAGGUCUCCCCUGAGCGGGUGCAACUCAUGCUGAAGGCCAUCGAGGCAUCCUUCGACCUGCUCCUCAUCUCCGAGUACUUCGACGAGUCCAUGGUGCUGCUGAAGGAGUUGCUGUGCUGGGACCUGGACAGCGUUGUCUCCUUCCCGCUCAACAGCAGGCACAGCAGCACCAAGUUCCCCCCCUCGGACGCCAUCGUGGAGAAGAUAAAGGACUGGAACAGGCUGGACUGGGAAAUCUACACCCACUUCAACAGGACCUUCUGGGAAAGGAUCGACCGAGACUUUGGCAGGGAGCGCAUGCAGCGGGAAGUAAAGGCUCUUCGGGAGAGGCAGGCAGAGCUGGCGAGGACCUGCCUGCAAGGGACAGGCAGCGUGGCCCCGAAGGACAUCAAGGACUCUUCCCUGCAGCCGCUGCAGCACGGCAACGCGAAGAUCUUGGGCUAUAACCUCAAGCAGGGUUUGGAUAAGGAGACGGAGCGCAUGUGCCGGCGGCUGGUGACCCCGGAGCUGCAGUACAGCAGCGCUCUCUACAAGAAGCAGUUUGCCCCGAAGCGUCCCCAGACCCACCAGCUCACUCCUCAACAGGGCAAUGCCCUGCGGCACAGGCUGGAGGGCACCCAAAACUGA
Messenger RNA from Gymnogyps californianus (California condor), 2037 nucleotides. Its product is annotated as galactose-3-O-sulfotransferase 2-like. The transcript has 4 exons. NCBI's taxonomy places the organism in Eukaryota, Metazoa, Chordata, Aves, Accipitriformes, Cathartidae. The record is from RefSeq and is a predicted model, not a curated record. Gene Ontology annotation, molecular function: galactosylceramide sulfotransferase activity. Gene Ontology annotation, cellular component: membrane. The coding region runs from base 1 to 2037 and encodes 678 amino acids. Gene Ontology annotation, biological process: glycolipid biosynthetic process.